CCCAUAAUACAGUACCCAACAUGGCCGCCGUAGCGGACGGAAUUCUCCCCUUUGUGGUCGCGGCCGGACUUUAGUGACGUUACUGUCCAAAUAUCCGUCUGUUCAGCCAGAUAUCCUAGCAGAUCUGAAUCAGACGAUGAGAUGGGACUCUAGGCUACCUUUGAAGCCCGGAACAGACGGGACAUAAAGGGAGAGACGACGGAGGAGUGAUGCCGCAACCUCGCGACCGAGAACGCCACAGGAGUGGAAGGGAAAAUGCACCAACAGAUAGAAAGAAGAGACCGAGUGGAGAGAGAGAACAGGAGAAUGAACAAAAGGACGACAGAAGCAGCGAGAAAAGCAAGAGCAGCAGAGAGACAACAGACAGCAACCAGUCAUAUCAGGAAUGCAUGGAGAAGAGAGUGGAGGAGCUGAGUCAGCAGCUUCAGGAGGAGAGGGCAGCCAGCCGCAGGGAGAAGCUGACUGUAGCCAGACUGCAGAGGGAGGUCGCACGCAACAAGAGCGAGGGGCCCAUGCGAGAAAAGCUGAUGAAGGACCUUGACCUUGAGCGCAGCCGGCGUGAGGAGACAGAACAGAAACUCAGGGACGUGACGGCAGACAACGAGCAGUGCAAGACCAGGCUACAGUCCCUGCAAAACGACAUGCAACAUAUGGAAGAACAAGUGCAAGGGAUGGUCCAGCUAAAACAGAAGAUGGACCAACUGAAGCGGGAGCGUGGACAUCUUAUUGAUGCAUAUGAAGUGGCAUAG
Messenger RNA from Branchiostoma belcheri (Belcher's lancelet), 749 nucleotides. Its product is annotated as nck-associated protein 5-like. The record is from RefSeq and is a predicted model, not a curated record. Lineage: Eukaryota; Metazoa; Chordata; Leptocardii; Amphioxiformes; Branchiostomatidae. The coding region runs from base 210 to 749 and encodes 179 amino acids. The transcript is spliced from 7 exons.